AUGAGAGGGCGAUUGGUUUCUUCUAAUCCCGCUGAAGGAGAACAAUACUACUUGCAUCUACUUUUGUCUCAUGUUAAUGUCCCUACAUGCUUCAAAGAUCUCUAUAUGGUCAAUGGCUUACUACAUCCUACAUUUCGAAAAGCAUCUCUAGAGAGAGGACUAAUCGAACACGACGAUAAUCUAUCCCAGUGUUUUGCAGAGGCCUUCGUAUUUCAGUUCCCAAACAUUCUUAGAAGGUUAUUCGCAUUGAUCUUGAUUUAUUGUGAGCCGAGAGAUGUUCGCAAGUUAUGGGAAGAUCAUUAUAAUUCACUUUUUGAAGAUUACAUGCGGGUAAAUAUUGAUGUCAAUUUACAAGAUGGAGGCUUCCGUGAGGUGCAAGAAGAGUACUCGAUAGUUGUCGAAGAUGAACAUUUACAAGCAUGUGAAUCUCUAAACUUAGACCAAAAAUUCGCUUUCGAUGAGAUUAUGAGGCAUGUUGAGAAUGAUUGUCGAAGGAUAUUCUUCAUAGAUGGUCCUAGUAGAACUGGGAAAACCUUUCUGUACAAAGCUUUACUUGUUGAGGUUCGCUCUCGUGGUCUUGUUGCACUUGCGACUGCUUCAUCGGGCGUUGCAACUAAUAACAUGUCGAGGGGAGAACUGCACACUCUCGAUUCAAGAUUCCUCUCAAUCUGUAUAAUAACUCAGUAUGCAACAUUAACAACAAAAACGUUGACUGAUCAAUGGUUUUCAGAAUUCCUAUUGCGAGUUGGUGAUGGAGAUGAAGAAACAAUUGAUGAUACUUUUAUUUGCAUACCUAACAACAUGGCUAUUCCCUACAAUGAUAAAGGUAACUCAACGGAUGCUUUGAUUGAUGCAAUAUUUCCAUCUCUUCAAAUCAACGGAGAUGCUUCAAACUACAUAAUUUCUAGGGCGAUAUUAUCGACAAAAAAUAACAAUGUCAAUGAGAUUAAUAACAAGUUGAUCGAUAGAUUUUGCAGGGAGGAAAAAGUCUACUAUAGUUUAGAUGAAGCACAAGACGAUAAGAACAACCUCUAUCUGAUGAAAUUUUUAAGCUCACUAACUGUUAAUGGUUUGCCUUCUCAUUAUCUCCGGCUAAAAAUUGGAUGUACAAUCAUACUCCUACGAAAUAUCGACCCUUUGAAUGGAUUAUGUAAUGGCAAAAGAUUGAUAUGCAAAUGGUUUCAACACAAUGUCAUCGAUGCCGAAAUAGCAUUGGUCAACAUGCUGGCAAGAGGGUGUUUUUGCUGA
Cynara cardunculus var. scolymus (artichoke) is the source of this 1248-nucleotide messenger RNA. RefSeq lists its product as uncharacterized. The transcript has 3 exons. The coding region runs from base 1 to 1248 and encodes 415 amino acids. The record is from RefSeq and is a predicted model, not a curated record. Gene Ontology annotation, molecular function: DNA helicase activity. NCBI's taxonomy places the organism in Eukaryota, Viridiplantae, Streptophyta, Magnoliopsida, Asterales, Asteraceae. Gene Ontology annotation, biological process: DNA repair; telomere maintenance.